GACGCCACCCCUUCAGGCCGCGCGGUUGAGGGAACUUACCUCUGCGCCAUCUUCCCUGGGGGCUGCCUGUGACGUCGUUGGAUUCUGCAUCUUGAACUUUUGGAGAUCAUCUGAGCUUCAGAAUUUCUACCAGAACUGGAGCAGCUACCUUUCAACAUUAAAAGGUGUCUACAAGGAAAUAGCCCAGCGGCUGCAAUCAACUGCAAUCCCAUCAACACCUUCAUGAUGUUUCCCUUGGCUAGAAAUAUAUUGAGAAGUGUCAAGAUUCGAAGCUUUCAGCAAAUAAGGGCAAGACAGAGCCACAAGAAGCACUCCCCAGAUUUCCAUGACAAAUAUGGUGACACUAUACUAGCCAGUGGCUCCAUUUUCUGUGUUGUUGCAUGGUUAUUUACAGCUACACAGAUUGGAAUAGUAUGGAACCUGUCCCCUGUUGGCAGAGUCACUCCAAAAGAAUGGAAUGAUAAGUAACCAUCACAGUUACUGUAACACAGAAUUGUCUCAAAAUCAACCUUUCAUUUAAGCACUCUGCUGCUCAUUUAAAU
Myotis brandtii (Brandt's bat) is the source of this 542-nucleotide messenger RNA. Its product is annotated as cytochrome c oxidase subunit 7B2, mitochondrial. Lineage: Eukaryota; Metazoa; Chordata; Mammalia; Chiroptera; Vespertilionidae. Gene Ontology annotation, biological process: mitochondrial electron transport, cytochrome c to oxygen. The record is from RefSeq and is a predicted model, not a curated record. The transcript is spliced from 4 exons. The coding region runs from base 223 to 468 and encodes 81 amino acids.